CAUGCACUUCCCGAGCCUCCCUCCCACCGUCGUGCUGCAGCUGACUCUGGUCAGCGUGCUGCAGGGUGCCAAAUGGUCUUAUGAUGGACCAGAAGGACAGCAAUACUGGCACAAGCACUAUCCAUACUGUGGCGGCGCUUUCCAAUCUCCAAUAGACAUCGAGUCAGAGCUGCUGAGGUUUGAUCCAAGUUUACGCCCAGUUGAGGUUCAAAACUACAACCUGGCACCUUAUGAGCAGCUCACUCUUGGAAAUAAUGGACACUCCUUGCAAUUAUCAUUGCCCUCCAAGAUGUACAUCUCCAGCCUGCGUCAUCGUUACACUGCAGCUCAGCUACAUUUCCACUGGGGGUCAACCAGUCAGCCCACUGGCUCUGAACACAUGGUGAACAGUAAGCAGCAUGCAGCAGAGUUGCAUGUAGUACAUUACAAUUCAGACAAGUACCCAAAUAUAUCCAAGGCAGUGGAUAAAUCUGAUGGUUUGGCUGUGCUGGGUGUCUUUAUUGAGAUCGGAGCGUUCAACCCAGCCUUCGAAACAUUUCUAAAGUUCAUCAAUGGGGUCAAAUAUAGAGAUCAGAAAGUGCUGGUUCCCGGUUUCAACAUCAGAACGCUGCUUCCUGCACGGCUGGAUGAGUAUUAUCGCUAUGACGGGUCGCUGACAACUCCUCCUUGCUAUCCAAGCGUGCUGUGGACGGUGUUCAGAAACUCUGUGACUGUUUCUCAAAAACAGUUUCAGAGCAUAGCAACAGCCCUCUACUCCACCUCCGCCCAGGACUCAGCCCCUGUGUCGCUACACAACAACUAUAGGGAACCACAGCCGGCUGACAGCAGAGUGGUACUGAUGUCUUUUAAGGAAGGCAGAGGACUGCAUGGUACCCUUACAGUCACAUCUCCGCUCACAAGGAAGCAAAUCAUUCAGCAGCUGCUGGUUGGCGACCUAGCAGAUUUGGCUGACGAAGGGCUGUACAAGCUCCUACCAAGAGGAGUGCAGAAGCUCCAAGCUGGCAGGAGGAAAGACCUCAGGAACUGGCAGAGUGAGACUCUGACCAAACCCAAACAACAAACACUGAGUCCACCUCUCUGGAAGAAGAGCCAGGCCAACCACUAUGCGGGAAAACUGGGCUUGGCGGAAGACUCAUUGAGCUAUGCCUCAUUGGAGCAGAGAGUUUUCCAUCGGCUCAAACAGUCCCACAGUGAGAAGGAUCUGGUUCAGGCUCUCAGGGAUGCAGUUUACCCUGAACUCAACCUCAAGAGUUACUUGGACUGCAAGUCAGACUUGGCGCUCCCGACCAUCAGACACAUUCUCCGUGGAAGACCAACUGAUGAGGCUUUGGAGUUAGAUCGCUCCCUCACAAGAGCUUUGGGGAAUCAAAAGAAAACCUCCGCAGCAGUUAAACCAAGCGCACCACUAACAAAGCACGGCAGCCAGUUCUCUGCUAAUGUUCCCAGGAAACCACCCAGCCAGGGUCAUCCACAUCCUUGGCUUUUGCCAAUGGAGUGGGAAGACUAGAGAGAUUUUGAAACACAGCCCUCACUGUCCCUUCUGCAGCAGACAUCAGUUCUGUGUCCCUUCAAUGAAAGACUCAUUUGCAUUUCUUGAGCCGGUCUUUCCUUAAUAUAUCAGAUAAUAAAUCGUUCUUUCCAUCGUGUGCACAUUGAUUACUUGUGUUACUUUUUUCUCUUUUGUAUUUUUCCUUUUGCAAACAAUUUCAGAUGUACACAUGUUUGUCACCAGCAACAUUAAGCAGAUCAUCAACCUGUGUAUUUAUGUAGAAAUUCCUUGACGUCAGGCCUUCAGACAUGUUUUUUUGUUUCAUGGACGACUGGCUGAACAUUGUUUUUAAUUGUAUGUGUGACAAUCAGUGACUAUCUGGAAGCACCACCUGGUAUGUCUGACAAGGAACAUUUACAAUGUACAGCAGGAUGCCAAGUAGUAGUUUGGUAACAGUGGAUCUUUUCUUGUAGUCGUGUAAAGAUGUAUUUAGAACUC
This is a messenger RNA of Cololabis saira (Pacific saury), 1987 nucleotides long. RefSeq names its product carbonic anhydrase XII (gene ca12). Gene Ontology annotation, molecular function: zinc ion binding; carbonate dehydratase activity. The transcript is spliced from 9 exons. Gene Ontology annotation, cellular component: plasma membrane. The record is from RefSeq and is a predicted model, not a curated record. NCBI's taxonomy places the organism in Eukaryota, Metazoa, Chordata, Actinopteri, Beloniformes, Belonidae. Bases 2 to 1507 code for a protein of 501 amino acids.